Hansenula anomala is the source of this 1104-nucleotide messenger RNA. RefSeq names its product tRNA-dihydrouridine(20) synthase (NAD(+)) (gene SMM1). Gene Ontology annotation, cellular component: cytoplasm. Lineage: Eukaryota; Fungi; Ascomycota; Saccharomycetes; Phaffomycetales; Wickerhamomycetaceae. The record is from RefSeq and is a predicted model, not a curated record. Gene Ontology annotation, biological process: tRNA dihydrouridine synthesis. Bases 1 to 1104 code for a protein of 367 amino acids. The transcript has 2 exons. Gene Ontology annotation, molecular function: tRNA dihydrouridine synthase activity; flavin adenine dinucleotide binding.
AUGGUUGACUACAAAGGAAAAUUGGUGCUGGCUCCUAUGGUCAGAGCUGGGGAGCUUCCAACAAGAUUAUUAGCCCUAAAAUAUGGUGCUGAUUUGGUCUGGGGGCCUGAAAUCAUUGAUAAAAAACUUUUAACCUGUGAUAGAGUGGUAAAUGAAAAACUAGGCACUGUAGAUUUCCUCUCAAGAGAUAAAACAAAAGUUCCAGGUGUAACAAAUUUAAUAUUUAGAACUCAUCCAUCUUUAGAAGACUCAAAAUUGAUUUUCCAAAUGGGGACUGCUAACCCAGAUUUGGCUGUUGAUGCUGCUAAAAUAAUUAUAAAUGAUGUUUCUGGAAUCGAUAUAAAUGCUGGUUGUCCAAAACAUUUCUCAAUUCAUGCAGGUAUGGGUGCUGCUUUAUUAAAGACUCCAGAUUUAUUAGAAUCAAUAUUGAUAAAUCUUGUUGAAAAAAUCGGGAAACCAAAUAAUAAACCAAUAAGUGUGAAGAUAAGGCUUUUACCAGAAGAAGAAGACUCCUUAAAUUUGAUUGAAAAAUUGUUGAAAACGGGUAUAACAAAUCUUACAGUGCAUUGUCGUACUCAGUUAAUGAGAAAUAGAGAAACUCCUAUUAGAGAUUAUGUUGAUAAAAUUAAAGCAAAAUGUGAUGAGUAUAAAGUAUCAUUCAUAGUGAAUGGCUCAGUUUUAAAUCGUAAAGAUUUCAAUAAAUUACAAGAACAAUAUGGCACAGAUGUUGGUGGAAUGAUUGCAACUACUGCCGAAGAGAACCCAACAUGUUUUAGUGAAUCUCCAUUAAAUUGGCCUAGAUUGUUAAGAGAAUACACUGAAAUUGCACAAAAGUUUGGAAAUUAUGAAGGGAAUACUAAAUAUAUGUUGACAAGAAUGACACCUGGGAGAUCUUUUGCCUACCAAUUGAUCGCAAGAGCCAAAACCUAUGAAGAGUUUUAUAAAGUAUUUGAUAAGCUAAAUGAAGACGGUACAGAAAAGAAAUAUGAACCAAAAGUUGUCAAAAAGGAAGAAAAGGAGACAAGAAAACACAAGGUAGACAACGAAGAACCAUCAGAUCCAAUUCCUGAAAAAAGACAACAGUUGGAGCAAAUUUCAGCAUAG